AUCCAUCUCUAGAAUCUUUUAUUCUGCUAUCCCUCAUUCCUUUUCUUAAUUCUUGUUAAACAUUUAAAUUAGCUGUAAAUACAAACAUGGCUGCAAACAGAUUUGCAACGAUGUUACACAGAAACACCAACAAAAUCACACUGAUUCUCAUCUACGCCGUGCUGGAAUGGAUUCUGAUCUUCCUCCUCCUCCUCAACUCCCUCUUCUCCUACAUCAUCAUCAAAUUCGCCCACUUUUUCGGCCUCAAGCCUCCGUGCUUCUGGUGCACGAGAAUCGAUCACGUUUUCGAUCCCGCAAAAGGGGGCAAAAACAUGCACAAGGAUCUUCUCUGCGAAGCCCACUGCAAGGAGAUUUCGGGGCUGGGUUACUGCUCUAACCAUCGGAAGUUGGUGGAAUCCGAGGGUAUGUGCAAGGAUUGCUUUUCCUCGUCGAAGAAUUUCGCUGUGUUCCCAUGGAUGAAAGGGUUUGGGGUGAGUUUGAAGUGUUGUUGUUGUGGGGUGUGUGUAGAUGAUGAUGGUGGGAAACCUUCUUCUUGUAUUCUGCUCAAGACUUCAUCUUGGGAUGUUUUGGAAUGUACCCAGAAAGAGAAUUUGAUUGUUGAUUGUGAUCGAGUUGAGGAAGGAUUUGAUGAUUUUACGGAGAAGAUUCUAGAUUCUUCUGCUGAUUUUGGUGGCGGUGGAAUGGUUGAGAUUGAUGGCAAUUCGGUGGAAGCAGGGGAAGAUGAAGUUGAGAGAGGAAAGGAAACUCUCGAGGAAGAGAAGUCUGUUUUGAUCAUGAAGGAUAAGUCUGUGCAGGUGUGUGUUGAAGAAGAUGAAGUUCCGCCUCAGCAUUUGGAGUUUUUCCUGGAUUACAGUGGUCACACGUUGGUUCCGAUUGAACUGGUCGAUUCGAUGACGGAUGAGCAUCUUGGCGAGGGGAAUGGUAGGAUUGAAGAUGAUGGUGAAAGCAAUGAGAGAGAGCCAUUGGUUUUGGGGAGAGAGGAGAAAAGGGCUGAUGCAUUUCUUGAUGUUGAUAUCAAUGAGGAACCAACAUACACGAUGCUUGAGGCCAUGGAAAUGGAAGAAGAUGAAAACUCUCUUGUGUUUCAUGCGAAAGGCUCUUAUUUUGAGACCGUGUUUCCACUGGCACGGUGGCCUUCUGUGGAGGCAAAUGGAGAUCUAGAAAUGGCUGGAGCAUCGAUCGAGGAACAAUCAGAUGAUCUUGCAGAUAAUAAUGUAGCAUGUGAGGAGGUUGAUCAUGGAAACAAUGAAAAUGAAGCAGAUGUCUCAAUUGGAACUGAAAUUCCUGACUUAGAUGUAGCAGAUGAGAUGAUACAAAUUCAAGAUUCUGUUCAUACGUAUGAGUGCAGUCGCGAAGAUCCUUCAACGAGUUGUGCUGAUCUUUUUGCACCAUAUGAUGAUCAUGGUCCUAGGGAAGUUGAGGAGAAGACGGUGGAGUUAGAAUCGUUGUCCUUUGAGGAUAAGGAGCAUGUGAAGGAGAACGAGCCUUUGUUUCAGUCUGAGGUGAAUGAGACUGAGGAAGAGGAUAAGUUUCCUGAUACACCGACGUCUGUGGAUAGCCACAACCAGUUGCACAAGAAGUUAUCACAGCUCGAGAAGAGGGAUUUGGGGACUGAAGAGUCAUUGGAUGGGAGUGUGACGAAUGAGUUAGAAGGUGGUGAUGGAGUUGUGACUGUUGAGCGGUUACAGGCAGCACUGAGAUCAGAACGCAAGGCGUUGCAAUCCUUGUACAUGGAGUUGGAAGAGGAGCGGAAUGCCUCUGCUGUGGCGGCCAAUCAGACAAUGGCAAUGAUAAACAGGCUGCAGGAAGAGAAGGCUGCGAUGCGGAUGGAGGCUCUGCAGUAUCAGAGGAUGAUGGAGGAGCAGUCGGAAUACGAUCAAGAAGCUCUGCAGCUCAUGAAUGAGCUAAUGGUGAAGAGAGAGAGGGAGAAGCAGGAGGUGGAGAAGGAGUUGGAAGGGUAUAGGAAGAAGCUAUUCGAGUAUGAGAGUAGGGAGAAGGUGAGGACGUUGAGGAAGAUCAAAGACGGGAGCACGAGGAGUGGAUUCUCAUCGGCUUCUUGUAGCAAUGCUGACGAUAGUGAUGGAUUGUCCAUUGAUCUGAAUCAAGAUGCCAAGGAAGAAGAUGGAUUUUACAGCCAUCAAGAAAAAUACGAAAACCAGAGCACGCCUGUGGAUGCAGUCAUCAACUUGGAGCAAUCAUUAGCCGAUUUUGAGGAAGAAAGGAUGUCCAUACUCGAGCAGCUCAAGGUCCUAGAAGAGAAGCUCUUGACAUUGGAUGAUUAUGAUGACGAUGACAAGGAGCAAAAUUUCGAGGAAGAAAAUGGUCAUCAUCAUCUUAAUGGUGAAACAAAUGGACAUGCAAAUGGCGUUGCUAAAGAAACAACGAAUGGGAAGCAUCAUCAUCAACACAGGCGAGUCGCGGGCCACCAGGGCAAAUCAUUGCUCCCCCUCUUCGAUGCAAUCUGUGAUGAAAACGGAGAUGCCAUGCUGAAUGGAGACGGAGAUGACAUGCUGAAUGGAAAUGGAGUGCAUGACUCUUCUCACGAUGAAUCAGAGUUCGAAAUGGAGAAUAAGAAGCUUGCCAUCACAGAGGAGGUCGACCAUCUCUACGAGAGACUGCAAGCUCUCGAGGCAGAUAGGUUGUUUCUCAAGCACUGCAUUAGCUUUCUAAAGAAAGGUGACAAGGGCAUGGAUCUCCUUCAAGAAAUCCUGCAGCAUCUGCAUGAUCUCCGCAACGUGGAGGUUCAAACCAGAAGCAUGGACGACGCUAUAAAUGAAACAAGUCAUCACUAAGUAUUCAUCCAUCUCCACAAAAUAUCAUUGGUAAUCCAAAGCUACAAACCUUUGAUGCAAAAGGAACAGCUAAUGUGGAGAGGGAAUUAAAGGCUCUUGUUUUGUGGUAAAAUUUGCAGACAAGAAUUUGAAACCUGGUGGAGUUUUGCCCUUUGUUUCCUUGUAAUUUUGUCAUGGUAGACCCAAUUUUUUUGUGGGAAAAAGGGGGUGAUGAGUGCAUGUGUGUGUGUGUAGUGAGUUAAAAUUUCAUUAGGCAUUUAGGAGUAGCUUAAUUAGUUCCAUUUUUCAUCUUUUGAAGAGAGAGACAGAGAAGGGAGAGAGGGGUAAGUAACUUCCUAUUUCCUAGUCUCAUUAUAUUUGCAUUAUUCUAAUUAAUCAGAGUUUGUUUAUUUAUUUGGAAGGUCUAGUUGUAAACUACCUGUACCCAUCUGUAAUUAUAUAAAAAUGAGUGUGUUUGUCUA
This is a messenger RNA of Salvia hispanica, 3253 nucleotides long. RefSeq names its product myosin-binding protein 2. Gene Ontology annotation, molecular function: myosin binding. The record is from RefSeq and is a predicted model, not a curated record. NCBI's taxonomy places the organism in Eukaryota, Viridiplantae, Streptophyta, Magnoliopsida, Lamiales, Lamiaceae.